AUGAGAGGAAAACAGUUUUAUAUAUAUCUUUCUAUUUACUUAUUGUCGAUAACCUUCCUUUAUUGCAAUUGUGCAAAGGUGAAAAAGAAUAAAAAACUGAGAAGUCUGCUAAAAUCACUAACGGAAAGAGUUGAUACAAAUGAUGGAGAGAACGAAUAUGCGCGAUUAACACAAACACCAAUUGUAAAUAUGAAAUUGUCUAAAACGAAUUUUAAAACAUCAUUACAAAAUACCCUUGUUGAAUCAUAUGCAGAAAAAGUGAAAGAAUUUAUUUCAAAGACUAACUACGAAAUUAACAAAGAAAAAAAUAUAUUAGAUGAAAUAAAAAAUUCUAAUUAUAAUUUAAAUAAGGUCAAUAGUUUACUUUCAAUAAAAAGUAAAAACAAUGAUAAAUCAAAUGGUGAUAAUAAAUUAAGAAAUAUAUUUUUUCAUUACCUGGAAGAUUAUGAUGAAGAUUUUGGCUUAAGUUUCUUUCCGGUAUAUAAAACAUUUAAAUCUAAUUUAUCUCAUUUUAAUAAUAAUUUAGGUAACUCUUUAUUACCGCAUGAACUGUUAGAUAAGGGAUUACUGUCAAGCAAAAGUUUUUCAAAAAAUUCCUCACGAAAUCUUUUCUUCCCAGAAAGGGGCGAUAUAAAAUUGAAAGUAUAA
Molecule: messenger RNA, 648 nt
Organism: Plasmodium malariae
Lineage: Eukaryota; Apicomplexa; Aconoidasida; Haemosporida; Plasmodiidae
Product: conserved Plasmodium protein, unknown function
Exons: 1
Coding region: 1-648 (215 amino acids)
Source: RefSeq, a predicted model, not a curated record